This is a messenger RNA of Aspergillus aculeatus ATCC 16872, 1377 nucleotides long. Its product is annotated as Zn(II)2Cys6 transcription factor domain-containing protein. NCBI's taxonomy places the organism in Eukaryota, Fungi, Ascomycota, Eurotiomycetes, Eurotiales, Aspergillaceae. Gene Ontology annotation, molecular function: DNA-binding transcription factor activity, RNA polymerase II-specific; zinc ion binding; transcription cis-regulatory region binding. Gene Ontology annotation, cellular component: nucleus. Bases 1 to 1377 code for a protein of 458 amino acids. Gene Ontology annotation, biological process: regulation of DNA-templated transcription. The record is from RefSeq and is a predicted model, not a curated record. The transcript has a single exon.
AUGUCAAACUCCAACAACCCCCCCAAACGAGCCGCCUGUGAUCGCUGCAGGACGCAGAAGCUGCGUUGCGUUCGUGCCCCCGGCCACCCCGCCGACUCGUGCAUUCGAUGCAUUCGAUCUCAGAUGGAAUGUGUAACCAGUUCAUCCAAGCGGCCGGGUCGACCCAGGAACUCGACCACGGCUUCGCGACAGACCACCGGCUCGACUCGAACAAGAUCCAACAAUGAUGAUACACACAGCCCUCGCAAUCCGAGUCCAUCUCUUCCCACGGUGGAUCUCCACGCUCUGACCAGCGUGGACGACUGGUUCAACCUCGAACUGCUGGACGCCGACUACGAGAUGAGCCAUGCUCCGUGGAACUCCAUCGAUGUCGGGUUCCCAAUUGAUGGCAGUGCGACCAUCCAGACCAUGUCCUCUCCAUCAACACCGCCGGAUGAACCCUCACCAGCAGCCUUACUCAAUGACCCGAUGAUGGACACCAGCCCGACCGAGCAUCUCCCGCUCCUGCAGCUCGAGCCCAUCGACCCGGGCUUGCUGCCGCUCUUUGGCGACCACUUACCCCCUCCGACAUUCGACCACGGCCUGCACCUCUCCGUGCUCCAGCGAGAACUCUCCAAACAACUCUUUACUCUCCGGUCGAUGCCAUGGGACAUGACCAAAGCCAUGUGGCUGACCUGCCUCCACGAAGCCGGCGGCUGCGACUCCUCCACUCAGCCGAGCCCACCGGAUCUCCAAAUCACCACCACCAACCCACUCGCCAAAAUCGCACGCACAGCUGCGGACUUUGCUCAAUUUCUCAGGUCAAUCCAAGCCUCUCCCUCCUCAGAAAUCACGAACAGCCACCACCUAGCUACCAAGGCUCCUGCCAGCAGCAACACCGCCACCGCCCUAGCAUUCACCCACCCGCGCCUCAGCAUCACCGACCUCCUCACCAUCCUCAGCUGCCACCUGCUCACGAUCUCCAUCUACGACACCAUCUUCGGCCACUUCAUCGAGCAGGCCCGGCUGAACCCCACAGCCCUCAACCUGGCGACGCAAGCCGCCCCCAAGCUGUUCCUCGGUGGCAUCGCCGUCCCCCCCGGCUUGGGCAUGCUGAGUCACCUACUGUACUGUCUGACAGGGAGUCAGCUGCGGCCAAUCGAGAUGCUGCUCGGCCUGCCGGAGGAGUUCUGUCUUUCGUCGCCGCGGACGGGGCUGGACGACACGCAACAAAAGCCGGAGGGGCUGUUCAGUGGGUCCAGUGGGCAUUUGCUGUUCUCGACAUUGAUGCAGGUGGAGUUGGAUGCCGGGAAUGCCGGGGGCGGGCGGGAGAGAGGCGGGCUGGGGGUGAUAGAGGCGUUGAGGGGGAAGAUGAGGCGGGUAAGGUGUUUGGAUUGA